CCUGCAAAUUUCCGGAAGCCAUGUCGAAGGAACCAUUCCACCCUGCUCCUUCAGGCUCUGAACCUCACUCAAGCCCGCCCGCUGGAUUACGAGAUGCAGAAGGCCGCGGCGGCGAUGAUGCGAAGCAGGUGGAGAAGACGAAUGCGAACAAGAAAGUGUUGGUUAUCAUGGGUGCGACUGGUGCCGGUAAAUCACGGCUCGGCAUUGACCUCGCCGAACACUUCACAGGCGUCGAAAUCAUCAACGCUGAUUCCAUGCAGGUAUACCGAGGUCUCGACAUUCUUACCAACAAAGUCCCCAUUUCCGAGCGCAAAGGCGUUCCUCAUCAUCUCCUCGGUACCUUUGAAGAAUCCAUGGAGUUUACAUCCAGAGAUUUUCGUGAUGCCGCCAUUCCUAUUAUAGAUGAUAUACUAUCACGUGGUUGCCUUCCUGUAAUUGUUGGGGGUACGAAUUACUACAUACAGGCUCUUGUGAGUCCUUUUCUUGUUGAUGAUGUGGUGGAAGAUAUGGGCGAAUGUUUUAAGAAUUCUUUAUUUUGCGACAUAGAUCUAAACAGCAUUAGUUCGUCUUCUUCCUAUGAACUUCUCAAGGAGAUUGAUCUGAUUGCAGCUAGUAGGAUCCACCCAAAUGAUCAUAGAAAAAUUAACCGCUAUGUGAGUGUAUAUGCUGGUUCAGGAGUCCUCCCAAGCAGUCUUUUUCACGGAAACCAUGCAGAAAAAUGGGGACGUGCUGAAAAUUUCAGAUAUACCUGUUGUUUUUUCUGGUUGGAUGCCUCUCUGUCUGCUUUGGAUAGAUAUAUAAACAGCAGGGUUGAUUCUAUGAUUAAUGCGGGCUUGUUAAAUGAAGUAUCUGACAUUUACAAACCAAGCUCGGAUUACACUAGAGGCCUGAAGCAAGCAAUAGGUGUACGAGAAUUUGAGGAGUUUUUUAGAGCUUAUUCUCGCCGUAACAAUGCAUUUUAUGCUUCUUCCUUGAAUGGAAACAUCGAUGUUCCAAAGCCAAAAUUUGCGGAUAUUUUGCAUUCUAAAGAGAACGAGCUGCAGAUUUUAUUGUUCGAAGCUAUCGAAAAGUUUAAAGCGAACACACGCAAGCUUGUUCGUCGUCAGAAACGAAGGCUAAAUCGUUUGAAGGCGGAUUUUGGCUGGAACAUGAAAUACAUUGAUGUGACAAAAGCCUUAUCCGAUGAGGCCGGUGAUUCGUGGUCCGCGUUGGUUCUUCAACCUUGUGUUGAGAAUGUUAGAGCAUUCUUACUAGGAGCAGGCUCGUUUACUUCCAAUGAAGAGUCACAUGAUAUGCUUUGGCAGCGGCUUACGGCAAGGGAACUCUGCACUCAAUAUGUUUGUGAGGCCUGCGGAAAUCGAGUCCUUCGAGGAAAACACGAAUGGGAACAACAUACAAAAGGACGCGUGCACAGGAAAAGAUUUCUUAGUUUCAAGAAACACCUGAAGUCCUCCCUUGAUCAGGAGGCAGAUAAUUAUGGUGAGUUAAAAAUCAUUGAUUUAUCACCUCCGAAACCAUCAGAUUGAGACCUUUCUGCUGCAUUCUGCCUUGUUUAAGGUCUCUCAUAUUUUAAAUGUUGAACAAGCCCUAAUAUGUCUAAUUUGUCAUCGGAUUCACAAAUGACAUAAUAGAAUAGAGAACUAGAUAUAAGGCUUGAGGUAAAAAUUAUCUGUAUGUGCUCCGAUUAAUGUACUAAAUAUUCGUGCAAGCGAUUUGAGAAUGAUGCGUUGUUUGAAACUAAAUUUA
This is a messenger RNA of Phalaenopsis equestris, 1746 nucleotides long. RefSeq names its product tRNA dimethylallyltransferase 2. Gene Ontology annotation, biological process: tRNA modification. Gene Ontology annotation, molecular function: tRNA dimethylallyltransferase activity. Gene Ontology annotation, cellular component: mitochondrion. NCBI's taxonomy places the organism in Eukaryota, Viridiplantae, Streptophyta, Magnoliopsida, Asparagales, Orchidaceae. The record is from RefSeq and is a predicted model, not a curated record. The transcript has 10 exons. The coding region runs from base 21 to 1526 and encodes 501 amino acids.